Molecule: messenger RNA, 1236 nt
Organism: Brassica rapa (field mustard)
Lineage: Eukaryota; Viridiplantae; Streptophyta; Magnoliopsida; Brassicales; Brassicaceae
Product: 11-beta-hydroxysteroid dehydrogenase 1A
Biological process (GO): steroid metabolic process
Cellular component (GO): cytosol
Molecular function (GO): 17-beta-hydroxysteroid dehydrogenase (NADP+) activity
Source: RefSeq, a predicted model, not a curated record
UGAUCGAGGAGAGUACGUAUCCCGUUAAUGUGUAUUGUGUUUUGAUCGAAGAUGGAAUUGAUAAACGAUUUCCUCAAUCUAACUGCACCUUUCUUUACUUUCUUUGGUCUUUGCUUCUUCUUGCCCCCUUUUUAUUUCUUCAAGUUCGUGCAGUCUAUCUUCUCGACAAUUUUCUCUGAAAACGUAUAUGGGAAAGUGGUUCUCAUCACUGGUGCUUCCUCCGGGAUCGGCGAGCAAUUGGCAUAUGAGUACGCAAGUAAAGGUGCAUGUUUGGCUCUGACUGCCCGAAGGAAGAACCGUCUAGAGGAAGUGGCAGAGAUUGCUCGUGAAGUUGGAUCCCCUAAUGUUGUCACAGUUCACGCUGAUGUUUCCAAACCUGAUGAUUGUAGACGAAUCGUCGAUGAGACCAUCUCCCAUUUUGGCAGAUUGGAUCAUCUUGUAAACAAUGCUGGAAUAAUGCAAAUUUCAAUGUUCGAAAACAUUGAAGAAAUAACUAGGACAAGAGCAGUUAUGGAUACUAACUUUUGGGGAGCGGUUUAUACAACUCGUGCUGCGCUUCCGUACCUUCGACAAAGCAAUGGUAAGAUUGUGGCUAUGUCGUCCUCUGCGGCAUGGCUAACCGCCCCAAGGAUGAGCUUUUAUAAUGCUAGCAAAGCAGCUUUGUUGAACUUCUUCGAGACGUUGAGGAUUGAGCUUGGUAGCGAUGUACACAUUACAAUCGUCACACCUGGUUAUAUUGAAUCUGAACUCACACAAGGCAAGUACGUCUCUGGUGAAGGCGAGCUAGUAGUCAACCAAGACAUUAGAGAUGUUCAAAUUGGAGCAUUUCCGGUAACGUCAGUAUCAGGUUGUGCCAAGGGGAUAGUGAAAGGUGUGUGUAGGAAAGAGAGAUACGUGACCGAACCAUCGUGGUUUAAGGUGACGUACCUUUGGAAAGUGUUUUGUCCGGAACUGAUCGAGUGGGGUUGCAGAUUGAUGUUCUUGUCCGGACAUGGUACGCCGGAGGAAAAUGCACUCAACAAGAAGAUCCUGGACAUACCUGGUGUACGUAGUGCUCUAUACCCUGAACCUAUCAGAACGCCAGAAAUCAAGUCGGAGUAGAGUGAGGUUGAUACUUAAUAAGUGUCUCAUAAAGUGGAGCCAUGUUUUGUAAAUGGACUUUCUAUUAUGCACAUGUUACUAUGAUGUAUCUGUUUGUUUAUGUGUAUAAGAAUAAGUGAACUUUGGAGCUCCAAA